UUACGAAAUCCAAUCACCACUCUUCCUCUCUACUUAAACUUUGCUCUUCACUUUCUCUCUCUUCACAUCCCCUCAUUGACAGGUAGACCUGUCUCAGCUCAGAGUUCACGCAAAAUGAGUAUGUAUGGCAGAGAUCCAUGGGGCGGUCCCCUGGAGAUAAACACGGCGGACUCCGCCACCGACGACGACCGCAGCAGGAAUCUGCAGGACUUCGAUCGAGCGGCGUUGUCGAGACCGUUGGAUGAGACGCAGCAGAGUUGGCUUUUGGGUCCCACUGAACAGAAGAAGAAGAAGUAUGUAGAUCUGGGAUGUAUUAUUGUGAGCCGUAAGAUCUUCGUUUGGACGGUCGGAACUCUCCUCGUCUCCGCCUUAUUGGCUGGUUUUAUCACUCUUAUUGUCAAGACUGUGCCACGUCAUCAUCAUUCUCAUGCCCCUCCUGAUAAUUACACCCUCGCUCUUCACAAGGCCCUCAUGUUCUUCAAUGCUCAGAAAUCUGGGAGGUUGCCCAAGCAUAAUAAUGUGUCGUGGAGAGGUAAUUCAUGUUUGAAUGAUGGGAAAUCGACGUCGUCGAGUUCAAGUAUUACGAAAGAUCUGGUGGGAGGCUAUUACGAUGCUGGGGAUGCUAUUAAAUUUCAUUUCCCAGCAUCUUUUGCCAUGACUAUGCUGAGUUGGAGUGUGAUUGAGUACAGUGCUAAAUAUGAAGCUGCUGGUGAACUCAACCAUGUUAAAGACAUUAUCAAAUGGGGUGCUGAUUAUUUUCUCAAGACCUUCAAUCAUACUGCGGAUUCUAUUUCUGUGAUGAUUUCACAGGUUGGGAAGGGCGAUACAAGUGGUGGGAGUACAAGUGAAAACGAUCAUUAUUGUUGGAUGCGUCCUGAGGACAUUGAUUAUGAUCGACCUGUAUCAGAAUGUAGUAGUUGUUCGGAUCUUGCCGCUGAAAUGGCUGCUGCUUUGGCUUCUGCAUCUAUUGUUUUUAAGGACAACAAGGCCUAUUCGCAGAAACUUGUCCAUGGUGCCAAAACGCUCUUUAGGUUCUCCAGGGAGCAGCGAGGCAGAUACAGUGCUGGUAAUGAGGCUUCGAUUUUCUAUAAUUCAACUAGUUACUGGGAUGAGUUUAUUUGGGGUGGAGCUUGGUUGUACUAUGCGACUGGGAAUUCUUCCUAUCUUCAGCUCGCUACUACUACUGGUAUUGCUAGACAUGCUGGAGCUUUCUGGGGAAUUCUAGAUAAUAGCGUACUUAGCUGGGAUAACAAGCUUGCCGGUGCUGCGCUACUUUUAAGCCGAUUGAGAUUGUUCUUGAGCCCUGGGUAUCCAUAUGAAGAAAUGUUGAGGACAUUCCACAAUCAAACAAGCAUAACCAUGUGCUCAUUCCUUCCGGUUUUCACAAGCUUUAAUAGAACCAAAGGAGGCUUGAUUCAAUUAAAUCAUGGAAGGCCUCAGCCUCUCCAAUACAUUGCCAAUGCAGCCUUCUUGGCAACCUUAUUCAGUGAUUAUCUUGACGCUGCAGAUACGCCUGGAUGGUAUUGUGGACCCAAUUUCUUUUCAACUGAUGUCUUGCGUGAAUUUGCUAAGACCCAGAUUGAUUACAUCCUUGGCAAAAAUCCUCGGAAAAUGAGCUACAUAGUGGGUUUUGGUAAUCAUUAUCCAAAACAUGUCCACCAUAGAGGUGCUUCUAUACCAAAGAAUAAGAUCAGAUAUAACUGUAAAGGAGGAUGGAAAUGGAGGGACAGUAAAAAGCCAAACCCAAAUACACUUGUUGGAGCCAUGGUUGCUGGUCCUGACAAGCAUGACGGUUUCCAUGAUGUGAGAACUAAUUACAAUUAUACAGAGCCAACUCUUGCAGGAAAUGCAGGUUUGGUCGCUGCUCUUGUGGCAUUGUCAGGCGAAAAGAGUACUGGCAUUGAUAAGAACACCAUUUUCUCCGCUGUUCCUCCAAUGUUCCCGACUCCACCACCACCGCCAGCACCUUGGAAACCAUAAGAAACAGUCAAGACUAUGUCUUUUUACAUUAAGUAUGUUGUGUGACUUACGGUCAGAUGAUUUUUGCUGUGGUAGUACUUGGAAUAUGAAUCAUUGAAGGUUAAGCUGAUCAAAGAUGAGGGAUGAUAUGAGCAUAGUGGAGAAAGCUAUACACAGAAGUUUGUGAAGAACUAGGGCCAAGUUGGGGACCCUAAAUAGCACUAAGAAUUUGUGUUAUCAGGACAUGUUACUUCGUUUGUAAUUUGUGAUAUAGAUAGUGUAUAUGUAUGAUAAAAAUCUUGUAUUCUUUGAAAACACGAGAAGUUGAACAGUUUGAAAUUGUUUAACAAUAAAGUCCUCUAA
This is a messenger RNA of Pistacia vera, 2322 nucleotides long. RefSeq names its product endoglucanase 25-like. Lineage: Eukaryota; Viridiplantae; Streptophyta; Magnoliopsida; Sapindales; Anacardiaceae. Bases 115 to 1980 code for a protein of 621 amino acids. The record is from RefSeq and is a predicted model, not a curated record. Gene Ontology annotation, biological process: carbohydrate metabolic process. The transcript is spliced from 6 exons. Gene Ontology annotation, molecular function: hydrolase activity, hydrolyzing O-glycosyl compounds.